Molecule: messenger RNA, 436 nt
Organism: Entrophospora candida
Lineage: Eukaryota; Fungi; Glomeromycota; Glomeromycetes; Entrophosporales; Entrophosporaceae
Source: the annotation of a GenBank genome assembly
GAACAAUUGGAAGAGAUUACUAAAAGAAGUGGCAAAUCUCAACAGACACAAAAUGAGUGGUGUACAAAAACUGAUUACAAUGAAAUACAACAAAUCUGUAAGAGAAGGAUUCCAUAUAAGUCUCCAGGAAUAUUAAAGGAUCUUGUCAAGCUGAAUAAUAUGAAUGAAUUGGAAAAUAAAUUGAAAAGUAUUGAUCAGAGACUUGAAGACCCAAUUACAACCUUUUUGAUAGAAAUUUUAAAAUACUUGGGAGAAAUAGCUUUAUCAUCAAUCAAAUCAUAUCGUAGAAGGAAAAAAGAAAGUUAUUACAAACAAGAAUCAGAUGGUGUUUUCUUAUUGUGCCUAAAAAAUCAUUAUAUUGAAAUUGGUCAUGUUGAAAUAAGUGGCAGUUAUGGUUGUAUAGAUAAACCACAAUCCACCUGGGAUCAUCUUAAAG